Mastomys coucha (southern multimammate mouse) is the source of this 3628-nucleotide messenger RNA. It is a transcript of the gene Nfkbiz, whose product is annotated as NFKB inhibitor zeta. The transcript is spliced from 12 exons. The record is from RefSeq and is a predicted model, not a curated record. Bases 101 to 2305 code for a protein of 734 amino acids. Gene Ontology annotation, cellular component: nucleus. Gene Ontology annotation, biological process: regulation of gene expression. Gene Ontology annotation, molecular function: POU domain binding; DNA binding. Lineage: Eukaryota; Metazoa; Chordata; Mammalia; Rodentia; Muridae.
GCCUCCGGGCGCGCACGUACUAGUCGCUCUGCCGCAGCCAACCGCGUAGCCAUCUGGUGGCGCAGGUGUCUGGGGGACCCCGAGCGCCUAGCCUGGGAGCAUGAUCGUGGACAAGCUGCUGGACGACAGCCGCGGCGGAGAGGGGCUGCUGGACGCGGCCGGCGACUGCGGCCUCAUGACCAGCCCGCUCAACCUGGCUUACUUCUACGGCGCCUCGCCACCUUCCGCCCCCGGCGCGGGCGACACCGGCUACCUGUCCGCCGUGCCCUCCGCGCCCGGCUCGCCCGGCUCCGACUCUUCCGAUUUCUCCUCCACUUCCUCCGUGUCCUCCUGCGGGGCCGUGGAGUCCCGUCCGAGAGGUGGCGCCCGCGCCGAGCGCCCGCAAGUUGAGCCCCAUAUGGGGGUUGGCAGGCAGCAGAGAGGCCCCUUUCAAGGUGUUCGAGUGAAGAACUCAGUGAAGGAGCUCCUGCUGCACAUUCGAAGUAACAAGCAGAAGACCUCCGGCCAAGCAGCGGAUGAGUUUAAGACCCAGAGUGCGAACACUGAGCAACUGACAGACCUGAAGAGUGCAGUAUCUGCAGUGGGGAAGAGAAAGGGACCCGAUCCUCUGUCCGAUGGACCCGUCUGCAAAAGGCCAGCUCUGGUGCCUACUCGCUUUGUGACAUCACCACAAACUCCUACACCUGGGGAGAGCAUGGAAGAUGUUCGCCACAGUGAACCCAAGCUGGAGAGCAGUGCUGCUCUGCUUCAGAACAUUAUAAACAUCAAGAAUGAGUGCAACCCCGUUUCACUCAACACUGUCCAGGUUAGCUGGAUGAGCCCUGCUGGGCCCCAGAACUCCCCAAGAGACCAGUGCCAGGAUUUCCAUGGAGGCCAGGCCUUCUCUCCACCUCAGAAAUACCAGCCGUUCCAAGUCAGUGGCUCUUCACAAAUGAUGGACCAGGCAUCUCUGUACCAGUAUUCGCCACAAACACAGAACGUGCAGCAGCCGCACCCGCUGCCUCUGCAGCCACAGCCGCUGCCACCACAGCAGCAGCAUCAACAGAAUUAUCCCCACCACCCGCCUCUGCAGUUCAGUCCGUAUUCCAGAAUGUCCCAGUCUCCCAAGUAUGAUUCCAACCUCUUUGAUAAUCAAGAUCCGCAGUUCUGCGCGAGCCAGAGUUUUGUGUCUCUCCUGACUGGCCAAGGGGAAUCUGAGACUCUCGCUGUUCCCGUUCAGGCUUCCCCCAGCAUUCCACACCAAACUGAGGCUCAGCUGCAGAACUUCAGCCUGAUGCCAAGCAAUGCCUGUGAGGCUGUCGGGGUGCACGAAGCUGGAUCGCACUCUUUGGGCCCUUCCCUGUCACUCCAGAGCAUCAUGGGAAGCCCGAUGAAUACCACCCAGCUAGGGAAGUCAUUUUUUCAGUGGCAGGUAGAGCAAGAAGAAAGCAAAUUGGCAAAUAUUUCCCAAGACCAGUUUCUCGCUAGGGAUGGAGAUGGUGACACGUUUCUCCAUAUUGCUGUUGCCCAAGGGAGACGGGCACUCUCCUAUGUGCUUGCAAGAAAGAUGAAUGCUCUUCACAUGCUGGACGUUAAGGAGCACAAUGGACAGAGUGCCUUUCAGGUGGCUGUAGCUGCCAAUCAGCACCUCAUUGUGCAAGAUCUGGUGAACCUUGGUGCCCAGGUGAACACCACGGACUGCUGGGGCAGGACACCUCUGCACGUCUGUGCGGAGAAGGGCCACUCCCAGGUGCUCCAGGCCAUCCAGAAGGGAGCCGCGAGGAGCAAUCAGUUUGUGGAUCUUGAGGCAACGAACUAUGAUGGCCUGACCCCCCUCCAUUGUGCCGUCGUGGCUCACAAUGCGGUGGUGCACGAACUGCAGAGGAACCAGCAGCCUCAUUCCCCAGAAGUGCAGGAUCUCUUACUAAGGAACAAGAGCCUGGUAGACACCAUUAAGUGUCUGAUUCAGAUGGGAGCCUCAGUGGAGGCAAAGGAUCGUAAGAGUGGGCGCACAGCCCUGCACUUGGCAGCGGAAGAAGCAAAUCUGGAACUCAUUCGCCUCUUCUUGGAGUUGCCCAGUUGCCUGUCUUUCGUGAAUGCAAAGGCUUACAAUGGAAACACUGCCCUCCAUGUUGCUGCCAGCCUGCAGUAUCGGGUGACACAGUUGGACGCAGUCCGUCUGUUGAUGAGGAAGGGAGCCGACCCCAGUACUCGGAACUUGGAGAAUGAACAGCCGGUGCAUUUGGUCCCUGAUGGCCCCGUGGGAGAGCAGAUCCGACGUAUCCUGAAGGGGAAGUCCAUUCAGCAGCGGGCACCACCAUACUAGGUCCAUUGGCAUGGAGCCUGGUUCAGCGACACUCACUGUCAGUUAGGCAGUCCUGAUGUAUCUGUACAUAGACCAUUUGCCCUGUAUUGGCAAAUGUAAGUUGUUUCUAUGAAACAAACCCAUUUAGUUCACUAUUAUAUAGUGGAUUAUAUUAAAAGAAAAGCAGACAGAUAUCUAAUUUUUUUGGCAGAUUUGCGUAUUUCAUGCCCAAGUAUCUGGGAUCUAUAUAUCUGAAUUUGAUCUUGAAUGGUAAAAUUGCCUUCAAUAAACAGUAGCUUUUUGGGUAGGAAAAAAAGACUCAUGGGAAAAGACUUGAUUUGUGGCAAAAAGCAUUGCUCAUGUAGAGAUUGCUGGGUCCAAAUUAAGCGGGCUCGAAACAUGAGAUGAAAAAUGAAAGCAUUUGAAAGGGGACAAAAAUUUGGUUGUGCCUUCGAUGCUGCUUUGGUCUGAUGCAGGACCUGGUGGCUAAUGCUCUCACUCUAGGUGAGGGAGGCCUGGAGUUAGGAUGUGGUCUUUGAAGCUGUAUAUAAUUGUUAUUUUUACCUUUUAAAAUGUUGUACAUACUUGAUUGUUAACCACGGACAUUUGAAAUGUACAAAUCAAUAAAGUAGAAAAGAGCUAGUGAAUUGUUACCACUUUAAAGAUUAUGCACCCUCAAAGCAGCUUUUAUUGUGUAAUCAUCCAACUAUAGCUGUCACAGAUAAAGCAGAGGGGGAAGUGGUCCCAACGUUGCUGUGGUUGCAAAUGGGCUUCUCUUGCAUUGGAAACAGACACGUUUGUAGGUAUUUGCAUAUUCUUGAAGAGACUGUUUUGUGAAUCACCUCUUAGAUUUAUGUGAUUUACAUAAGUUGUUGAAGUUUCUGUUUCUCCUUAAUAGAAAUUACAAAAAUUCAACACUGAAGCACAGUUUCUCGUUUUCUGUUGUCAAAUAGUAAUAAUGUGCUGUGAUGUUUAUGCCAUUCGUAAAGAUGUUUUACCUUUUAGUGUAAUGUUAAUUCUUUUAACAUUAUUUUGCUUAAAUUUGAUAUGCCCGGAAAGAAUAUAUGUAGCUUUGAUUAUAUACUGAUUGAUUGUGACAAAUGUGACCCAUUAAAAAUGAUGCUUUUUAAUAGACUAACUUACCUUUUGUAGCUAAGUACUCAUGCUCUUUUUUAAAAGAUACCUUUUGGAUUGGAUUGAUUGUGUUGUUUAAGUCAGGGUAUUUUGUGGAUGGAAGCUAAAUACAGUUAUUUGGCAUCUCUAAGGUGGAAUGAGCCCAAUCCACAGACUGACAAAACUCAUGCAUAGUUUCAAAUGAACAUUAAUAAACUCAUGUUGUCUUAU